AUGACCAACCUCAAGGUUAUUUUCCGAGCGCAUAUUACCUAUGAGCAGACUUUGAAUAUUAUUGUCCAGGCUCUACGUAAAGGGGGGCAUCAGAGAAUCCCUGGCUGGGAUGAAAGGGUCACAUUCCCCAUGGAUUCAGAUGAGGGGCUUGCCAUCCUCGGUACUACUCACGGCGCUUCGACGGCCUGGAUGCUCAUCCAACAUAAGCAAAAACUCGGGUUGAAGACCAUCAAGGAGGUGGUAGUAUGGGAGUCGAACGGGGGCUUCUCACUCGAUCAAGAUGUAAAGGUUACUAAGAUAAAUUUAAGGUUUACAGUUGUAGACGCUUAG
Colletotrichum destructivum is the source of this 330-nucleotide messenger RNA. RefSeq lists its product as uncharacterized. The transcript has a single exon. NCBI's taxonomy places the organism in Eukaryota, Fungi, Ascomycota, Sordariomycetes, Glomerellales, Glomerellaceae. The record is from RefSeq and is a predicted model, not a curated record. The coding region runs from base 1 to 330 and encodes 109 amino acids.